UAUAAUCGUAUUGUAUUAUAAAUAUGGAACUAUGUGUAAUCUUUUAUUAAAUUCAGUGAUGGAGACGAAAGUAACCAGCAAAACAAGUAGCUUAAAAGCUUUGUUAUUAAGAGCAUGGAGAGAACGAUGGAGCGAUCUACAGUGGGGUAUAAAUAUAAAGACAAUUUUGCCUAGAGGAGUUAGCGGAGAUGUGUACAAUUUAGCAGACUGUAUUUUACAACAAGCGUUAGUGGGACCCGGUCCCAAUCAAUUAGUGUUAUCAUAUUUGAAACAUUCAUUAUGUUCUCAGUUAGUCUCAUAUGCUGCUGUAUUGCAACGUAUAAGCAAAUACGAUGGUUUUCAUAAGCCUCAUUGCAUUGUGAGCUUAUUAGAGUUUUUGGAAUCUAUUCAAAUUGGUAUAACUUGUCGUGGAAAGCCAGAGGAAGAUUUUCUAGCUGCUGCAGUUUUAUCCAUAGUCCAUUGGUUAUUGCAAUGUUAUUUGCAUGCAUUAAAUAAAAUGCCUCAGAGCAAUUCUAUGUCACAGCAAGUUAAUGAACUUAUAGAUAAACCAGCAAGUAUUUUGAAACAAAUGCUCGCUUCAGAUUUCCUUUGUGCAAUGAUGUACUUAGCUCAGUAUGACGAUAAAGAAUUGUACAUUGUAGUGGUUAGAAAAUGUCAAGAAAUAGAAACGUUAUUAAAGAGUAGUAACUUAAAACCAUCAGUUUCUAUAGAAGAAUCUCUCAAAAAGUUGUGCAAUUUGGAAGUUGAAAUUCUCGCUUUAUCGCCUGAAAAAUCGAGGAUGGAAUCUAUAACGCAUUGUUUGCAGCCAUUAUUUGCAGUUCAAGUGUUACUAAAUCCAAGUACAGAAACAACCGUCUUUGUUAAUCAAUUGCAAAUGGUACAACGUUUAAAAAGUUAUUCUAAUGCAAGACUUUAUUGUGAAAUUAUGCGUGCUUGUUUAAUGUGUUUGCAUAAUGUUACUGGAACAUUUAAUGAGUCGCAGUGGGGUGCAUUUACAUUUUUAAAAGUUCCUGUUAUUUUAAAAGAACUUCACAAUGCUACACUGAAUGGAGAUGAAAAAUAUGAAUAUUCGCAAGAUAUUUUAGACUCGUUGGAACUGUUAUUACAAUUUACUCCUCUUCUUGAUAUAAUGGAUACUACAUGCUCAUGUAAUUGCAUCGAAUGCUUAUUAAAUGAAUUACAAAAGGUGAAUCUUGUUACGGAAAAACAGGCAAAGCAAUUGAGUAGUAGAAGAGAAGGAUUAACUGCAGCAUUGCAAAAAUUAGAAACUACCAGUACGCCGACAUCAUCCAUUCCAAAAGUAAUUAUAAGAGCAGAACCAACGUUAGCAGGAAUUUUAAAGACUCUUAAUGCUGACUAUACAAAAAUUCACGAGGCCUUACUUAGUAUGUUAUAUCAAGUGUUGUCAGGAAAAAGUUUCGAAUUGAUGCUUGCGGUUGCUACGGUAGAAGGCAAAUUGAAAACAUUUGUUACUAAAUUAAUUAAAUUUAAUGAAUGUAGUAAACAGAUCAAUGAACCUGUUCCUAACAAAACAGCUGCAACAAGAGCUAUGUUAUUUGAUGUGUCUUUUUUAAUGCUCUGUUCUAUUGUACAAACUUAUGGUUCUGAUGUAGUUUUAGAAGAAGGCGGAGAUUCAUUUUUUGAACAAUGGGUACGUGAAUGUAUGCCUGAACGAAAUAAACCAAAGUCUCCCCAAAAAAUGUUACAAAAUAUUGAUCCGACUAGAGUGGACACGUUGUUAGCACAAAUUAACUCUUCGGAUCCAGACUUUAAAUCUAAUAAUAUGAAAUGGCACGUUGCUUGUCAAUCUGCGAUGGGAGCAGUUAAAGAAUUACUUUGUGCAUGGGAAAGCGGUGUAUUAGGUGCAGGUGAUGUAAAAAGAACAUUAGAUGGAUUGCGUACAGCUGCUUGCUGUUUACCAGUAUGUGCAGCUGCUUGGCUUUGCGCGUAUAUGAGUAUUACCCAUCAGGAUGCACUUCUUAAACCUAUGAAUAUGGUUCAACAUUUUUUGACUCCUCUUCCUGGGGAAGAAAUGCAAGACAAUUUCAAAGAAAGAUCGAGUCUGAUGUCACAAAUUAUAAGAAAAAUGCAAUAUGACGUGCAUCCACCAACGCAAUCCAAAACGAAAGUACUUUCAAUAUCUCACAGUAUUAUAUCACGACAACCAAUAUUAGAGCAACUAGAAUCUGUUUGGUAUAGUAUAAAUCAACGCGGUUGGAUUUGUAUGCAGGCGACGCAAUCGUUAGAGUUAUUGUUAAACACGGGUGGCUCGUUAUGGUUCGUUUCAAACAUAGUCAAAGAAGUCUUGAAAUAUAGAUACCAGGAAGAAUUAGACCAAGCUGUGGACCUAGCAUUUGCGUUAUUUCAUCUUGAUAUUGAAAAUUGUACAUUGGAUCUUAUUAAUCAUAUCAUUCCACAAUAUUUAUACAAUUCGUUACAGAGUGAAGAAUUCGUCGAACCACAAUCCUCGAUAUUAGCAAAACUUUGCGUAUACUGCAUAUUUUCGACAUUAGAAUACAACAAUUCGAAUCCAUAUCGUGGAAACAAUAGGAAACGUGUUCGUCGUGAUUUAGAUGCGGACGAAUUGGAUGCAUUAGGGGUACCUGCAAAUAAAAUUUUAAGACUCAAUGAAACUGGAGAUACUAAUACUAUAUUUGGUUCGCAAAGUCCACAAACCCAAAAUUCGACUAACGGGCAGAAAUCAAUUAUCUUAAGGGAUCCACUUUCCACUGCAUUAAACGGAUUAUUUACAACAUUCACGUUUCUUGCUGGAAGAGAUGGGGAAGUGUCUCAACAAACUUAUUUUAUAUUACAAUUUUUACGAUUAAUGGUACAGUGCGGCAAAGACAGAACUCGUAUCGUGCUUCAAGGAAUGCCACAGACAUUGGUACCGUGCCUUCUAAAAGCAUUACCCGAAUCAUUUUCAACUGACAUAUUACUUAGAUUUUAUGAUAUACAAACUGUAGUAGGUCGCAAAGCAACUGCACGAGAUUUGUGUAUGCUACGAAAUAUUAAUCUUAAGCCCGCUAAAUAGAUAUUUUUUAUCUUUUGAUUAAAAUUCUUAUAGGUUUGUUUUUCUUCCUUUUUAAAAUGAAGUAUUUAUUCAUUAUUCAAAUUAUUCAUACCGAAAACGUGUAAAAUACAAAUUAGGCGUAAUGUCAUUAAAAAUAUGGUGUACAGGUAAUUAUUUUUAAAUAUAUAUUUAAAAUAAUUUAAUGUGUGUGUUUACAUGUCCUACGCGACCAAUGUAAUAUACUUAUAUCGUAAAAAUUAU
Molecule: messenger RNA, 3274 nt
Organism: Polistes canadensis
Lineage: Eukaryota; Metazoa; Arthropoda; Insecta; Hymenoptera; Vespidae
Gene: MED24
Product: mediator of RNA polymerase II transcription subunit 24
Exons: 12
Coding region: 32-3034 (1000 amino acids)
Cellular component (GO): mediator complex
Molecular function (GO): transcription coregulator activity
Source: RefSeq, a predicted model, not a curated record